Molecule: messenger RNA, 1865 nt
Organism: Notolabrus celidotus (New Zealand spotty)
Lineage: Eukaryota; Metazoa; Chordata; Actinopteri; Labriformes; Labridae
Gene: kcnk18
Product: potassium channel, subfamily K, member 18
Exons: 3
Coding region: 139-1350 (403 amino acids)
Biological process (GO): potassium ion transmembrane transport; stabilization of membrane potential
Cellular component (GO): membrane
Molecular function (GO): potassium ion leak channel activity
Source: RefSeq, a predicted model, not a curated record
GUGUGGAUGAAGUGGUGUGUUUACUGCCUCGGGAGUCUCCGCGCUCAUUGCAGGAGCUUCAAGCGAGGCUGACGGACGCACAGCCGCUCCUAAGAGGGACUGAAGGAGCUGCUGGAGAGGGAGAAGAAGAAGGAGAAGAUGUCUGUGGCAAUAAAGAGAGGAAUCAGCGCCAAAGCAGAGUCUAGAAAAUGCGCUGCGCGUUUCUGGAGGCUUUUUCCUCACCUGGUGCUGUGUCUGUCUCUGGUCGGGUACGCAGCGCUGGGUGCGCUCAUGUUCCAAUAUAUUGAAGGAGGGGUCCCCAGUGUCCCGCAGGACUACAGUGAGUUCCUUGGUAAGAUUAUCACCAAGGUCCAGAGCCUCACCGAAAAUGCGUCCUGCACACACCAGAACAUAGUGAAGGAGGUGGAAGGUGACAUGAAAGGUGGGUUCAAGUCCAUUUGGCUGCAGAAUCGGGACAGAUGGUCCUUUUUUGGCUCCAUGUUCUUCUGCUGCACAGUGUUCACAACAGUGGGCUACGGAGAGAUCUAUCCAGUUACCCUCCUUGGUAAGGUGGUGUGUGUGUUGUACGCCAUGGUGGGCAUCCCUCUCAUGCUUCUCGUCAUCCUCGAUGUGGGAGACUUCCUUGCUAUGCUGAUGACACGAGCCUACAUCCAGAUACACACCUUCUUCAAAGACUUCCGCUCCCACAAGUGGUCACCCCGACAGGAGGAGAGGAGAGUAGAUACUUUGAGCUGCCGGACCCUGGAAGAUGGUACCUUUGUUUUUAGCCAUGAUGUGGUGGGACUCAGCGAACCCCUCGACAUCCGGCAGGUGCUGCACAGCCAGGCGGACAUACGACAGAAGUCCAUUCAACUCCAGAAUAACAAAGAGAUCUUUGAGAAAAUCCUGGCCAGGGAGGACUUACUAAGAAAAGGUCCACUGCUCAGGACCCUCUCAUGUCCAGAACUAGCCCGGAUGCCACACAAAUACAGAGGCUACACCAUCUGGGACUUCACAGGGUUGGGGGAUGGAAUGGAAACACUGGAUGUACCCUUCAUUCUCAUCCUUUUCAUUGUGUUCGCCUACAUUUUGUUUGGUGGUUUGAUUCUGCCAUUGUGGGAAACUGAGUUCAAAGGCUUUGACCCCUACUACUUCUGCUUCAUCACACUCACCACCAUCGGUUUUGGGGACAUUAUACCAAAUCACCCCAAGUACUUCCUGCUGACUUCACUUUUUAUCAUCGUUGGCAUGGCCAUCAUGUCCAUGGCCUUUAAGCUGUGCCAAACACGACUUGUGAUCUGCUACCGCCAGUGCAUUAAGUUCAUCAGCAGGGGAAAUGCUGAGACAUUCAUAAAAGAAGACAGCGACUAGUGACCAGGGGAAUAUCUGCCCAGCGUAGAGGGUUAUACAAGCUUACAGUCCUGAUUUUGAGGCAGGCUCAAAUGGGAGAUUGUGUUUACUGGUACAGUGGGAUCUUUGCUGGCUGUUCAACUGUAAGCAUGCACAAAAUAAAAACAAUGCAUGUGUCCAAAGCCUUCGCCCAGUGAAGGACAGUUACUCAAAAUGACUCCUAUCAAUAAGAACUGUUAAAGUUACAUAUCUAGUUACAGUCUAAUUACAAGGAAUGACCACUAGCUGUAAGUGUCACGUUUGGCUCUGAAUCAGGUCUUCACUUUUAUGACUGUCCUCUAGGAAACCCAAACAAAAUGCCUCAUACAUUUUAAAUAACCAAACUGACUUGCUUUAAAAGCAGUUCUUCAAAAUGAAAUUGAAAGGCGUGUUUGUAUGUAAUUGUAUAGUUGUUUGUAUAUAUCUUCUCUGGGUCCGUUUGCUAAAACUGGACCUGCAUACUUGCUCUGAUUUAAAAAUAAAAGCUCAGGCAGUCA